AUGGAGGACAAACGGUACGGGAAGCGGGUUUCGUUGUCGUUUGCAGGUGUUCCAGGAGAUAGAGCGGUGUCAACAAUAUGUGAUAGUUUUCAAAAGUUUUGUCAGAUUGUUGUAAUCAACAGGAUGAAAAGGUUGAAAAGAAGGAUUAGUGCAGCAUUCAGGAACGGUGAUGUGCCCCCAGCUCCGCCAAUUCGGUCUUUUUCUAGGAAUUGGAGCCUUUCUGAUUCGAUGAGUGAACUGGCUGAACGUCUUGCCGCUGAAGGUGUGAUUAUUGAGGAAUGUGAUCCUCAGGUUGGUAUGGAGCAAAAGCGUGGUUAUAGAAUGGGGAAUGGUUUGUAUCUUGCUCGAUCCCAUGACAAUUAUGAUCGAGAAAUUAGUGGCAUGUUUGGUCGGUCGUAUAUUCCCCAUCAGCGGCAUUCAUAUUAUAUUGCUAACGGUAAUGCAUGGUUUAUUAUGUCAGCAACAGUUCGAGAUUUUCGCACUAUUCGUGAUAAUGCGGAUUCACCACAUUCUUUACGUGCUUCGACCCCUAAGACAUUUUCCUCUUGGAUUCAGUUAUUUCUGUCCAAACGACGUAAUGUUUUCUCCAGUCAUUCAUUAAUGCGGCCAUCUGUUUCAUUAUCUGUUGUUGACGAAACCCGUGUUCUUGGUUCAGAUGGCGAAAGUUUGGAUGUCUCUCCUUGUACGAGCGAUCAAUGUGGGAGCACUAGCGACAGAUAUGUGGUUAAUGUUAAGAUGCGUCCAAAACCGACUAGGAAAUGGAGUGAGCAAGAUAUACAAAAGCGUCUUUCUUUACCGGCGGAUCUUAGGCUGCCUCUCAGUGUCGUCGAAAAAUUAAAUAGAACACCAACUCUUGACCAACCUAUGACGAGAAAGAAUCGGCGUGCAUCAUUGGUGAAACUUUCAAUUUACUUUUUGCUUGCAGUAUUUCAUUUCCGUAACAGUGAGAUUGGUUUUGGGAAGUUAGAAACAUAUGAAAAAUUGGAAAAGUUAGGCGAGGGUACAUAUGCAACUGUUUAUAAAGGUCGUUCAAGGUUGACAGAAAAAUUUGUGGCUUUGAAGGAAAUUAGACUUGAGUUAGAAGAGGGUGCACCUUGUACUGCUAUAAGGGAGGUUUCUCUUCUACGAGAUUUGCGGCACGCAAACAUUGUUACACUUCACGACAUUAUUCACACGGAACGAUUACUGACGCUUGUUUUUGAAUAUGUCGAUCGCGAUUUGAAACAGUACCUAGAUGAUUGUCAUGAAAAUGUUUCCAUGCACAACGUUCGUCUUUUCACCGUGCAGCUCCUUAGAGGUCUGGCUUAUUGUCAUCGUAGACGUAUACUUCAUCGAGACUUAAAGCCGCAAAACUUGUUGAUAAAUGAUAUUGGGGAGCUAAAACUAGCAGAUUUUGGUUUAGCUCGGGCGAAAUCGGUGCCGACAAAAACGUAUUCAAAUGAGGUCGUGACAUUGUGGUACCGUCCUCCCGAUGUUCUUCUUGGGUCGACAGAUUACUCAACUCAUAUUGAUAUGUGGGGUGUAGGAUGCAUUCUUUUCGAAAUGAUUUCUGGGCGAGCUUUGUUUCCUGGAUCAUCUGUUGAGGAGCAAUUAUCAUUGAUAUUUCGGUUACUUGGAACACCUACGUCGAGGACACAUCCUACCCUUUGUAGCUUCCCCGCCUUUCGGCCUUAUAGAUUUCCUCGUGAUUAUCCUACUUACCUUCCAAGCAUUUGUCCAAGAAUUGAUCAAACUGCUUUAGAUUUGCUUUUGCGCCUUUUGCAGUACGAAGGUAGAUCUCGAAUUACGGCAGCUGCUGCUUUGGAGCAUGGUUUUGUCAGAUGCUUACCUCCAGCAAUAUUUGAAUUGGGUGACUGUGAGUCAGUCAUGUCUGUUCCUGGUGUCAAACUAGCUAAAGAAGCUUAUGUAACCAGACCUGCUAGAGGGGUACGCGCACCAAAUCGUCGCCAAAGUCUUCUUUUAUGA
Messenger RNA from Enterobius vermicularis (human pinworm), 1965 nucleotides. The record is from the annotation of a GenBank genome assembly. Lineage: Eukaryota; Metazoa; Nematoda; Chromadorea; Rhabditida; Oxyuridae.